This is a messenger RNA of Mesocricetus auratus (golden hamster), 2003 nucleotides long. Its product is annotated as sulfotransferase 6B1. Gene Ontology annotation, biological process: sulfation. The record is from RefSeq and is a predicted model, not a curated record. Gene Ontology annotation, cellular component: cytoplasm. Lineage: Eukaryota; Metazoa; Chordata; Mammalia; Rodentia; Cricetidae. The transcript has 6 exons. Gene Ontology annotation, molecular function: sulfotransferase activity. The coding region runs from base 112 to 984 and encodes 290 amino acids.
GGAAUGUCAGCUUAGAGAUACCAAGAUUGCUCUGCCACUCCGCUGGGGUUGUGACCAAGGGCCAGGAUUGUCCGUGGCUUGAAUCCACAGUUUCUAAUAGAUUCGGAGAAGAUGUCAUCCCAGAGUCAGUCAAGCCUCCUCCACAGGUACAAGGGUGUCCUCUUCCCUGCCGUGUCUUCGGAAGAACUCCUCGAUUCCUUGGAUUCUUUUGAUGCAAGAGAAGACGACAUAUUUCUGGUUUCCUACCCAAAAUCUGGAACCCACUGGGUGGCGGAAGUCAUUGAGAACAUUCCCGAUGCUGGAGUCACUCUCACAUACCCUAUUGAAUGGGGAGACAUUUCUAAAUUAGAAGAGCUAAAAACGGUCCCUAAGAGAAGGGUUAUCCCAACGCAUCUGAGCUAUGAGAUGACCCCUGUGACGGUUAAACAGAAGAAAUGUAAGAUUGUGUACAUCGUCCGAGACCCGAAGGAUACAGCCGUGUCCCUGUUCCACUACUACAGAGAUAACCCCAACCUCCCAUCCCCUGACACGUGGGCUGCGUUUUUAGAGCUGUUCCUCAAAGGAGACGUUGUGUAUGGUUCCUGGUUUGACCAUGUUCUGAGCUGGGAUAAGUACAAAAAUGACAAGAACGUCCUCUUCCUAUUCUAUGAAGAAAUGAAGCAAGAUUUCGUUAAGAGCAUAAAGAAAAUGACUUCUUUCCUUGGCAUCCAUGUGAAUGACAGUGAGAUGAGUAGGAUCGCUCGGAACACAUCGUUCAGCGAAAUGAAAAGCAAUGCAGUUAAAGAAAACUGCGAUCCCAACCACACCAUCUGUGCCCUCACGUCCGACAGGAACCUGGUAUUCAGAAAAGGAGUGGUGGGUGACUGGAUAAACUACUUCACUCCGAAGCAGAAGAGAGUCUUUGAUGAACUAUUCACAGAGAAAAUGAAACACAGCGACGUGGGCAGAUGCCUGAAGGAGUAUGUGAACACAGAUGGGAAAUGACAUCGAUUUCCAUUCUCUGCAGUGCAGCGCUCAGAAAACAUGUAAAUAAUUCUUUACGGUUGUGGAAAGCAGGCCUCUCUUCCCACGGGAAGCACAUACAUCAAGAAUGUGUCUAAAGUGGCACUUACGAGAGACUAUCAUUACUACCGUGUUUGGUGACAGUAGAGAAUUAUUAAUAUAAGGGGGCAUAAAAUUCUUCAGUAGCUGAACUCUGUAUCCAUUUCUGCAUGUUCAGUAAGGCCAGGGGCAGUUUCUGUUCAGAAAGAGAGCAUUACUGUAAACCCCCACGAACUACACAGAUGUGGAAAGGAGGAGAAAAUUGUAUUUUUUGCCUAUAUCCCAACGUUUUUGUUUCUACAUUUCCAAGUGUCUGUAAGAAACACUUUCCCAAAUCACAAUAACAACAGACCCCUUCCUGUCGAGCUUGGAACACCUAAUAGUUGGAUCCUAUUAUACAUUGAUGAACAUGAAGAAUGAAUAGACCUCUGGAUGAACAUGACUGAGUAUGCCUGUAUUUUCUUAAAAUCACCUCAAUUAAAUUAUACAUUUUCUCAUUUUCCCAAUUUUGAAACUGAACUUUCCUUUGAAAAUUUCCAUGUUUAUGAUUCUUUAUAGUCUUUUGGAUAUGUACACUCUCUUCCAGACUCAUGCCCAAUGCUAAUCCAGUCUCUAUAGCUCUCUGUAAGGUGUACCACCCAGUGCCUUUCACGAGAGGGCACUGUAAGGUGUUCUCCACAUGUCUCUGCUGGCACAGUUUACUUCUGUUGUAUACUCUCACAUAAAGGCUUGCUGGGAAAUCAAAACCAUACUAUGUUUAGCUCUUAAUGCUGAGCUCAAAGAAGGAGGUGAUUUGCUGAGUUCAGCUGAACUCUUUGACUCUUGUAUAAGAGCCAAUGUAAAUGUCCAGGGACAAAUCGGUUGGAGUAUUUUAUGUGUCAUGGAUGACUCAGGAAGAAGUUCAACUUACAUAAAUCUUCUGCACGCAUGCGUUUGUUACAAAUAAAGACCAUUCCUUUUGA